Molecule: messenger RNA, 1192 nt
Organism: Paramecium sonneborni
Lineage: Eukaryota; Ciliophora; Oligohymenophorea; Peniculida; Parameciidae
Source: the annotation of a GenBank genome assembly
AUGAAUUGCUUUAGAGCUUUCACUGUGUUUGAUCUUAAGCUAAACAAAUUUUAUUUAUUCUUAAGAAGAGAUAUUGAAUUUACACCUCUUUGGGAAUAAACAAUAAAAGAGAUUUAGCAUUAGAUAAAAGAAUUGAAUGUAAUUGAAGAGAAGGUCUUUAGUAUAAAUUCAGUAUUAGGAACAGUGAGAGGCAAAUAUGAUUAUUUUAAAAGUAAUAUUUUAUUUAUAUGCUAAGAUCGAAUUUUAAUAUUAAUAUCACAUAUAUUUGUAGACGAUAUUUUUUAAGCAGAACUUCUACUUUUAAUUUAUGCAUAUUUAUGCGAGGUUUCAAACUACAAAAAUGUAAACUAUAAGUUUCAUAGUAUAGCUUAAUAUAUAAGAACUUGAGGCUUUAGAAAAGUUUAAUAUAGAAAAAUUAAUUAUGAUCAAAGAAGAACAGUUAUUAUUGAAUAAUACGUUUAUUAAUUCAAAAUAUUUAAGUUUAAAGCAUAAUUAAGCUGAAUAAUAAUAUUAAAAAAUACUAACAUCUACAAGUGAAAACAAUGAAUUAUAAAAUUUUUCAAGCAAAUAAUUAUUAGAUGAAUAAAAAAUGAAAGUUUUUAGAGGAUUUCUGCUUUAUGAUACUAAUAAAUAAUAUUUUUUUAUGUUUAUAAAAAAAGGGUUUAGUAAUGAUUAAACUUGGAUUGAAGAGAGAAUUAGGAUCGAAAAACUUUUAUUAUAAAAACAGCAAAAAACCUCUAAAAUAUUCUGUAUACACAGCAAUUUUGGAUAAUUUAUUGUUGAAUAUGAUGCAACUACCAGUAUCUUUUUAAAUACUAAUUAGAAUUCUAUUUCAUACUUCUAACUAGACAUAAAACAGCUGAAAAUCCUCAAUAUUAACUGUUGUAAAGAAUUAAAAGUUUCAUUUAUUUAGAGCCAAAAUUUCAUAAAGUAAGAUAUAUUAAUUAUUAUUAAGUAAAAAAAAUGUGAUCUUGAAAAUAAGCUCCUUUAUGCUAUCAAUGAUAUAAUUGAUGCAGAAGAAAGAAUUUAUAUAUAAAAAUAUGGAAAAAAAAUAAUAGAUUCAAAAAUAUUAUAAUCUAAAAAUUAAAGUGAAAAGACUUCUGCUUAGGGCUCUGAAUAGUAAAUUCCUUCAAUAAAUUUAUUACCAAAUAAUUAAGAUUGCGAUACUUUAGAAUAAAUAAAAGUCAAAUGA